AUGUGCAGAUGUGGUAACAGCAGGAUACCAAUCUUAGAUGCCCCUCUUAAGGAUGAAGAUGUGAGCAUUCAGUAAGUUCUGUUAUAGUUGUUUGUAAAAUAUAUGUACGCUGCCUUUCUGCCAUGGUUGGCAUUUAAACUGGUUUAACAGAUCUCAAACACAGUAGUGUCAUAAAAACUUAAAAAGCAAUAAAAUAAAAUGCAGGCCCCUCAACAGGGGCAGGGAGUUCACAUGAUCAGUUGGUGUUUCCCAUAGCACUUCCGCAUAUGUCAAAGAAAUAUUAAAUGUGUAGUAGCAAUUAUAACCCAUUUAUAUGGUUAAUAAUUGGAGAAUAUUAAGACCACGAAAACGAAAGAGUAGCCUGAUAGAUCAGGCCAAUGGCCCUUCUAGUCCACAGUGGCCAACCAGAUGCAUGUAGGAAACCAGCAAGCAAAAUUCCAGCACAAGAGCACUAUCCCCUCCCACAAUUUCCAGCAACUGGUAUUCAGAAGCAUUGCUGCCUCCAACUGUGAAGGUAGAGUGUAGCCAUCAUAACUAGUAGCUAUUGAUAGCCCUCUCCUCCAUGAAUUUGUCUAAUCCUCUUUUCAAGCCAUUCAAGGUGGCCAUCACUGCCUCCUGCAGAAGCGAGUUCCAUAGUUUGACAAUGUGCUGCAUGAAGAACUUUCUUUCAUCUGUCCUGAAACUUCCAACUUCCAGCUUCAAUGGAUGUCGGCAACUUCUAGUAUUAUGAGAGAGGGAGGAAAACGUCUCACUAUCGGCUUUCUUCAUGUAUUUCUUGCGUAACUUUAUAAACGAGCAGCAAAGUCAGUCCUCAGGGAAUGUGCAGGCGACCUUGGAACGGACAGCUCACGGAAGAACCCCGACCAAACCUAAGAGGAGGCGUGUAGUGGUGAUAGGGGAUUCCCUACUGAGGGGAACAGAAGCAGUGAUCUGUGGGCCUGACAAGAUGUCUCGGGAAGUGUGCUGUCUCCCCGGGGCUAAGAUCCAAGAUGUAACUGAACGACUGCAAGGAAUCAUAAAACCCACUGACAAAUACCCCCUCCUCUUGGUUCAUGUGGGAACCAAUGACACUGCAAGCAAUAGCCUCCAGAAGAUCAAAAGAGACUAUGAGGCUCUGGGCAGGAAAUUGAAGCAAUUAAAUGCACAAAUUGUCAUCUCAUCUGUCCUCCCAGUUGAAAGACGUGGCCCAGGGAGAGAGGGGAAAAUAGUGGAAGUGAACAGCUGGCUUCGCAAAUGGUGUAAACAGGAACGGUUUGGAUUCUUAGAUCACGGACUGCAGUUUCUUGAAAAUGGACUUCUGGCAAGCGAUGGGCUGCACCUCACAACGGUUGGGAGGAAUGUUUUUGCCAAGAAUCUCAGAAACCUCAUCAGGAGGGCUUUAAACUGACUAAUGUGGGGGAGGGAGACAGUGCUCCUGAAGGUAGGAGUCUAUCAAUUGAUGAAGAUGAUCCUCCAAAUGUCAUAGACCAAAUGGAGCAAACAGCACGCAGACCUAGUGGUGGGAGGAAAUAAUCCUUAAAUAAGAGACAUGGGGGAAUGAUUAAUGGACUUCAAUGUCUGUACACUAAUGCGCAAAGCAUGGGAAAUAAACAAGAUGAGCUUGAGCUCUUGGUACAGCAAACUAAAUAUGACAUAAUAGGCAUCACUGAAACCUGGUGGGAUAAGUCCCACGAUUGGAAUGUAAUAAUGCAGGGAUACAAUCUAUUUCAGAGAAACAGACCAGACAAGAAAGGAGGAGGAGUGGCGUUAUAUGACAGGGAUGUGUAUACCUGUGAAGAGAUCCAAGAUUUAGAACCUCAAAGCCAAAGUGAGAGCAUUUGGGUCAAAAUUAAGGGAGAGAAGAAUAACAGUGACCUCAUUGUGGGAGUUUACUAUAGAUCCCCAAGCCAAACGGAGGACAUAGAUGAUGCCUUCCUGGAACAGAUGGCCAAGCAUGCAAAAGGAAGGGAGAUAGUAGAAAUGGGGACUUCAGUUACCCGGAUAUUUGUUGGAUGUCAAACUCAGCCAAGAGCAUAAGGUCAAACAGAUUCCUCACUGGCCUUGCAGACAACUUCAUUGUCCAGAAAGUGGGAGAAGCAACAAGAGGAACAGCCAUUUUAGAUCUGGUCCUAACCAAUGUUGAUGACCUGGUUAGUGGGGUAGAAGUGGAAGGAUCAUUAGGCGCGAGUGAUCAUGCUCUUCUGAAGUUUACUAUACAGCGGAAAGGAGCAGCCAAGCAUACUAGGACUCAAUUUCUUGACUUUAAGAAAGCCGACUUCAUAAAACUUAGGGAAGUGCUGGGUGAGAUCCCAUGGACAGUAAUACUAAAAGGAAAGGGAGUUCAUGAUGGCUGGGAGUUUGUUAAGAGGGAGAUAGUAAAAGCACAACUUCAGGCAAUACCAAUGAGACGGAAACAUGGAAGGUGCCUAAAGAAGCCAGGGUGGCUAUCGAAAGAACUUUUAACUGAGUUAAGAUUAAAAAAGGAUGUGUACAAAAAAUGGAAAAGGGGGGGAACCACCAAAGAGGAAUUCAAACAAAUAGCUAGCACGUGUAGACACAAAGUCAGAAAAGCUAAAGCACAGAAUGAACUCAGGCUUGCUAGAGAGGUUAAAAGCAACAAAAAAGGCUUUUAUGGGUAUGUUCGUAGCAAAAGGAAGAACAAAGAAACAGUGGGGUCACUCAGAGGAGAAGAUGGUGAAAUGCAAACAGGGGACACAGAAAGGGCUCCUCAAUGCCUUCUUUGCCUCAGUCUUCUCCGAUAAAGAAAACAAUGCCCAACCUGAAGAAUUUGGAGCAAAUGAUUCAGCAGAGGAAACACAGCCCAGAAUAACUAAGGAGAUAGUACAAGAAUACUUGGCUAGUUUAGAUGUAUUCAAGUCUCCAGGGCCAGAUGAACUGCAUCCAAGAGUAUUAAAAGAACUGGCAGAUGUGAUCUCAGAACCACUGGCAGUCAUCUUUGAGAAUUCCUGGAGAACAGGCGAAGUCCCGGCAGACUGGAGGAGGGCAAAUGUUGUCCCUAUUUUCAAAAAGGGAAAAGAGAGGACCCAAAUAAUUACCGCCCAGUCAGUCUGACAUCAAUACCAGGGAAGAUUCUGGAGCAGAUCAUUAAGCAAACAGUCUGUGAGCACCUAGAAAGGAAUGCUGUGAUCACCAAUAGUCAGCAUGGAUUUCUGAAAAAUAAGUCGUGUCAGACUAACCUGAUCUCGUUUUGUGACAGAAUUACAAGCCUGGUAGAUGAAGGGAACGCAGUGGAUGUAGCCUACCUUGAUUUCAGCAAGGCAUUUGACAAGGUGCCCCAUGAUAUUCUUGUAAAGAAGCUGGUAAAAUGCGGUCUUGACUAUGCUACCACUCAGUGGAUUUGUAACUGGCUGACUGACCGAACCCAAAGGGUGCUCAUCAAUGGUUCCUCUUCAUCCUGGAGAAGAGUGACUAGUGGGGUGCCACAGGGUUCUGUCUUGGGCCCGGUCUUAUUCAACAUCUUUAUCAACGACUUGGAUGAUGGACUCAAGGGCAUCCUGAUCAAAUUUGCAGAUGACACCAAACUGGGAGGGGUGGCUAACACCCCAGAGGACAGGAUCACACUUCAAAACGACCUUGACAGAUUAGAGAACUGGGCAAAAACAAACAAGAUGAAUUUUAACAGGGAGAAAUGUAAAGUAUUGCACUUGGGCAAAAAAUGAGAGGCACAAAUACAAGAUGGGUGACACCUGGCUUGAGAGCAGUACAUGUGAAAAGGAUCUAGGAGUCUUGGUUGACCACAAACUUGACAUGAGCCAACAGUGUGACGCGGCAGCUAAAAAGCCAAUGCAAUUCUGGGCCUCAUCAAUAGGAGUAUAGCAUCUAGAUCAAGGGAAGUAAUAGUGCCACUGUAUUCUGCUCUGGUCAGACCUCACCUGGAGUACUGUGUCCAGUUCUGGGCACCACAGUUCAAGAAGGACACUGACAAACUGGAACGUGUCCAGAGGAGGGCAACCAAAAUGGUCAAAGGCCUGGAAACGAUGCCUUAUGAGGAAUGGCUAAGGGAGCUGGGCAUGUUUAGCCUGGAGAAGAGGAGGUUAAGGGGUGAUAUGAUAGCCAUGUUCAAAUAUAUAAAAGGAUGUCACAUAGAGGAGGGAGAAAGGUUGUUUUCUGCUGCUCCAGAGAAGCGGACACGGAGCAAUGGAUCCAAACUACAAGAAAGAAGAUUCCACCUAAACAUUAGGAAGAACUUCCUGACAGUAAGAGCUGUUCGACAGUGGAAUUUGAUGCCAAGGAGUGUGGUGGAGUCUCCUUCUUUGGAGGUCUUUAAGCAGAGGCUUGACAACCAUAUGUCAGGAGUUCUCUGAUGGUGUUUCCUGCUUGGCAGGGGGUUGGACUCGAUGGCCCUUGUGGUCUCUUCCAACUCUAUGAUUCUAUGAUUCUAUGAAACUUCUAUCCUAUCACCUCUCACUUGCUUCUUUUUCUAAACUAAGGUUUCCCAAACGCUGCAACCUUUCUUCAUAGGGGAGUCAUUCCAUCCCCAUUCUGAGGGAGGAAAAAAUACAACCUACUGGAAGUUUCACCUUGGAAGUUUGUGAAAGUGUUGUAGGGAAGGCAAGGGUCAUCAAGCACAUAGAUCUUGCUCAGUAUAACAGCUAGGUGAGCUUCACCAUUUGUUCAUGUUGUACAGUGGUGCCCCGCAAGACGAAUGCCUCGCAAGACGGAAAAACCGCUAGACGAAAGGGUUUUCCGUUUUGAAGUUGCUUCGCAGGACGAAUUCCCCUAUGGGCUUGCUUCGCAAGACGAAAAUACCUUGCGAGUCCUGAGAUUUUUUUUUCGCUUUCCCCCCCCCCUUUAUCUAAUCUGCUAAGCCUUUAAUAGCCUUUAAUAGCCUUUAAGCCUUUAAUAGCCGCUAAACAGCUGAUAGCGCUAAUAGCGCUAAUCCAUCAAUGGGCUUGCUUCGCAAGACGAAAAAACCGCUAGACGAAGACUCUUGCGGAACGGAUUAAUUUCGUCUUGCGAGGCACCACUGUACAACAGUUUUUAGGCUGACAGAAACUUUUUUACACAGCUACACAAUGUACUAAGCAGUCAACACUAUGUAUGCUGUGUAAUAUUGCUCAAAUAGACCAUAAAGCUCUAACAAGAAAAAUGUUAUGAGCCCAAAGGCCAGAAUAUUUUAAUUCUAGACACUCUCAUAUUAGAAAAUACCUAGCUAGUUUUAUAAGGAAGGAGUUUACUGCAAACCUGUUUCCCUUACAGCCACUUAUUGAAGGAAGAUGCUGUAAUCACGUGGAAGUUUGCCAAUCACCCCAGGAUACAAGCUUUCCCACUGAAUCAAUGGGGCCUUUGAACAAGUAAUUUUGCAUAGAAUUGUGUAUUUAAGGUGAAAGACCCAUCAAUUUUGACUAUUAAUCCAACAUAUGUUUCCCAAAGAAUAUUUGCCAUAUGAUCUAGCCAGAUGCUAUGACUAAAGAUGUUACUUUCACAGGUGUGUAUUUGGCAUUCUGAAAACGCCCUUCAAAUGCAAGCACAAUCUCUUGGACAACUCUAUCCUCAAUCACCUGGGUUACAGUUGUUCUUUGAGACAGGUAUGUUUGAUGCAACAUCUUCAAAUCAGAACUCUUCUUUUAAGUUUAUGAACAGGUGCUUCAACAACUGUACCCUGUAUUAUUUUCUUCUUGCUGUCUAUCUUGUAUCUAGAUAAUCUGGACAAUAUCCUUUAUGUCCCAGACAGCAACUCCCCAAACCUUAGCAACACGAAAAUUCAUAUCUUACUUUUUGCUGAUGGCACAUUGUUGUCAUCUAAUUUUGGACCUGGUUUUAAAAGGCCAGGUCCAAAUUGCUUACAAACAAAUCAUCUGAACCUAGGAUCAUGGUCAAACAAACCAGUAUCAGGAAAUAAGUAACAAACCACAAUCUCUGAAGAGCAAAGCAAGAGCACCUGAGCUAUAUGCACCAGCAUGCAGCUCAUGAACAGUAUGUUUUAGCUAACUACACAUAAUGGCUUAGUACUGAAUACAAAUGAGGCAAUACUAGGUUUCCCAGGAUAGCGAACAUUUACAUGUCAGCCUAAGUUGGCAGGAGUAUAUAAAAGACAUAGCACCAAAUCAAAUAGUUUGCUUUAGUCAGCUGAAAGGUCAAGAUACCUGGAGGACUGGAUCUCCAGAUUUUUAGAUAGUGGCACUCAAAAUGAGUUGCAGGCUAGAUGAAACAGACUACAGCUUUCAACAAAAGCAAGUCCAUGAUAUUAGCAUAGUAAUAGAUGCUCUUAUGCAAGAUCAUGUAGAAUUCUAGGUCUUCUCAAUAGCCAUUUCUGGGAAAUUCCCAAAGGAACUUCAUCUCUUUUCAUUUGAGGAGAUGCUUAUAGAAGCCUCAAAGUAGGUCAAGAUUAGUUCUGCAUCCUAAAUUCAAACAAUGAACAAAAACUUGCAGAAUGCUAUUCAAGCAUUCUUCUUGGUGGCAGAUGAAGAAAGGGUGAACUGAAUGUUUACACAAAAGAAAUAGGUAACAAUCCUUGUUAGGGGUCUGGAAAAGCACAUUAUUUUAAUAUUUGGUUCACCCCACUCAGUAUCAAGUAGAAUCUGUAUAGCAGACUGUUGCCAAUAUUAUUAUCAACUAAUCAUAAAUGAUAAGAGAUUUUUUUCCCUUGCCCAGGCAACAGCAGUCAGGAAACACAUCAGCUCAACCAGUCUGUCAUAUACAGUGGUACCUUGGUUUUUGAACAGAAUGCGUUCCGGGAGUCUGUUCAACUCCCAGAACCGUUUGAAAACCAAAGCGCAGCUUCCAAUUGGCUACAGGAGUGUCCUGCAGCCAAUCGGAAGCCACGCUGGACGUUCAACUUCUGAAAAUCAUUUGAAAACCAGAACACUCACUUCUGGGUUUUGAUCAUUCUGGAGCCAAGGCGUUCAGCUUCCAAGGUACAACUGUACUAGUAUAUUUAGCAGCAGUAACAACGCAUUGAAAGAGUCUCUUGGUGUUGAUUUCUCUAGAAAUCAUACAGAAACUUGUGGAGGCGGAGCCAGUGGUGUGCUGCACAUAUGCACAGCUACACCCUAUACCGGAAGUGUAUACUCUAAGUGCUACUUUGAACUCAACCACUGGGGAAAAUCAAAAGCUACUACCUCAUUAAGUCCCACCUCAUCAAGCAAGUAGUAGCAGCUGCUGCAAAUGAUGGGCAUGUGAGCUGGUAGCAGUAAACAGAGGGUGGAUAGAGAAGAGGUAACUACAGUAGUGAGAAGAGUGCAGCUGUAACUGCCCAAUUCUUCAACUGGGACCAGCAAACAAGAGGCGACAACCUAUGCCAGAGGUUAUGUGUCCUUAGGACUAGCAGGUAAUACUCAAUUACUACAUAGCGGUUACCAUUUUUCCCAGCAAUUUUUUUGUGCUGCCAUCACAGGGAUGGUGAACCUCUGGCCCUCCGGGUGUUGUUGGAAUACAAUUCCUAUAACACCAACCAUCAACCAUGCUGGCUGGAGCUUCUGAACACAGUGUAGCCUACUAUGUGCAAACAUGCACAGCAUCAGGCUGCAUCCUCCUUAUCAUGGUUCUUAAUCAUUUUUAUUGUCUGAAUCACUAUUAACAUUUAUUAGAUUUCUUUCCCACCCUUCACCAUGAGGUCCCAGGAUGGUUACAGCAAUUUAAAAAUGCAAUAUUAAAAUAAGUUAGAAUAUGGUUAAAUGCUGGGAAUGCAUAGAGUGUGUUCACCCAUUGUUAAAGAUGCACAUUCAAAAUAACUUAAUACUGUUUAACACUUGCACUGUACUUUCAGUUUUCAAAGUGCUUCAAAUGCAUCAUCUAA
Molecule: messenger RNA, 7738 nt
Organism: Podarcis lilfordi (Lilford's wall lizard)
Lineage: Eukaryota; Metazoa; Chordata; Lepidosauria; Squamata; Lacertidae
Source: the annotation of a GenBank genome assembly